This is a messenger RNA of Nilaparvata lugens (brown planthopper), 492 nucleotides long. RefSeq names its product THAP domain-containing protein 2-like. Gene Ontology annotation, molecular function: sequence-specific DNA binding. NCBI's taxonomy places the organism in Eukaryota, Metazoa, Arthropoda, Insecta, Hemiptera, Delphacidae. The record is from RefSeq and is a predicted model, not a curated record. The transcript has 2 exons. The annotation marks the transcript as partial.
CAACUGGAGCUCCAAUGAACUAUGACGUCAUUACAUGUAGAUCACUGAUCUACUGGCGGUAGGCAAGCGAAAUAAGAGCGCUGAUACUUGUUAUUACAUCUGAUACGGUAACCAUCGAAAUUUGUAUUACGAAUUCUAUUUUCACGGUCUAUUAUUUCAAUAAAUAUAGUUUGUUUAUCAUAAAUCUAAUAUUUGUCUGUGGAAAGUAAUGGUGAAUGGAGUUUUAAAUCAUGGGAUUCUGUUGUUGUGUACCCAACUGUCGCGGGAAUUAUCAGAAGACUUCAAAAGUUUCUGUAUUUUCUUUUCCGAAAGAUGAAACUUUGAAAAGAAAAUGGAUACAAGCGAUAAGAAGGAAGAACUUUAAUCCUACAAAAUCUUCAAAGGUAUGUGAAAAGCACUUUGAUGAUAGGGAUAUCAUCAAAGUAGUAAGAGCAUACAACGAGCAUGGAGAAAAUCUGGAAGCCAAACUCGAUAGAGUCAAGUUGAAAGAAG